Molecule: messenger RNA, 5873 nt
Organism: Drosophila miranda
Lineage: Eukaryota; Metazoa; Arthropoda; Insecta; Diptera; Drosophilidae
Gene: Pp2C1
Exons: 3
Coding region: 999-5588 (1529 amino acids)
Biological process (GO): protein dephosphorylation
Cellular component (GO): cytosol; nucleus
Molecular function (GO): cation binding; mitogen-activated protein kinase binding; protein serine/threonine phosphatase activity
Source: RefSeq, a predicted model, not a curated record
CCUCCUUUUCCGUCCGUUAUGUAGCAAAUGUGUAGUAAUUCGUUCGGUUGCUUUCUAUUUGGUUUCUCGUCUUUGUUUUUGUUGUCGACACUUCCACUGAGUACUUUUUUUAUUGUGUGUGUACGUUUGUGUGUGUUGUGUACGUGCCUAUUACUUGAAAAUUGUGUAAAUCCAAAACCUCUAAACGAACGAAAAUGAUUGAAAACAAGAAGAACGGCAGUGAUAGAAAACGACGCUGCAACAACAACACCACCUAUGCGAUUUAAGAAGAGGAAGAGACACGGUGUAAACGAGUUUCGUAUCUUCGGCGCGCGCUCUUUAUCCAACCCAUCACAGACAACGAAUCGAAACCCUGUAUAUCCCUGUACAUCCAGCGCCAAGGUGAAACUGUGGGCCUCAGCUGUGGCAUUGAGUUCUAUCCUAGAGAAUACCCGAUAUACGGUCUAUCCCCCCCCCCCAUUCUCAGCUAUAUUAUUACAAAUUGAAUUUGAACAAACAGUGUAUGUUCGAUUCAAAGAGCAAGAAGAAGCAGAAAAGCAAUUUGGCGGCGAUGGACAGGCAGUACAAAUUAAAAGCUACAUAGAUGGAACACACGCAUACAUACACGGACAAGGCAAACAAACCGACAAACACACACGCCCAGAGCAAAAGGAAAGGCAAAUAGUAUAGCCGAGACGCACAGUAGGCGUCUCGCUUUAACCCCCAGCGACAGCACAGCACACAUUGUAUUGGCUGGCGGAUUCCAUGUUAGAACGGGACAACAAUCGGUUCGAUAAGCGAGGAGUUGCCAGUCAGUCCGUUUGGCUCGUUUUAUUUUACGGUUGUCGUCUAGUGGCAAAUGUCAUCAGAAAUUACAACACUGCGGAUGGAAGACAUCUACUAGCAGAGCAGCAACAACUCCAACAACAUCUGGACACAACAACAACAUCCACGAAGCAGCACCAGCAGGCAGGAGGAAGAAGAAGAACCUCGCAUCGGCCGCAAUAAUAUAAACAAAAAUGUGGCCCACCAUGCAAGCGACGACCACAGUGCGAACAACUAGAGCAACGUCCACCUGUACGUCCCUAUCUGCAUCGGCGACGACAUCAUUGCAAGGCAACAGAAGCAGUAUCAGCAGCGCCAUAGCCGCAAAAAACAGAUGCCUCAUCAAAUCCGCAAUCGAACGGUCAGUGGUGCGGCCCAUAUCAAUAGCUGCUAUACAGCAUGCAGCCCAGGCCCCAGUGCCCGCUGUUCCACAGGCUGUGCCUGCCGUGAAGACGACCGAGCUUGAGUACGACAUCAUCAACUACUAUACGGAUUCACCCUCAUCCACCACGCCAUGCCUCGCUGUCAGUCCCCGGCAGCAGCAGCCAGCAAUGUGCCCCCCACUGACACAGGGCUCUGGGUCGGCCCGUCGCUGCUCUCGCCUCAUCGGCAACCAUCAACCAGCACUGGAAACGAAUGCUGUUGAGGCGGGAUUAGCAGCCGACGCCACCGCCACCGCAUGUGGCAGUCUUUCGACUAGCGAGGAGACCACACAGGAAGAGGAGCUCGAUUUAUUUGCCGAGGACUCACACACAUCGAGGCCGUCGCCCUCGUUUACCACCAAAACGCUGCGUUGCCGCAGCACCGCUGCAGCCUUGGACAUGGAUGCCCGUUCCCGCGGCGGCGGUGGGGCACAGAGUCGUCAACGGAAACCGAAGGCCAUAGUGCCGCCCCGUACCGAAGCCCUCAGUAGCAGCAACGGCAGCACAGGCGACAGCCGCAGCCCCAGCAGUACACCCAGCAUCGAAUCCUCGCCCACACCCAGCUCCACACUGGGCGUUAAUAUGCGGGUUACGGGCCAAUGCAGCCAGGGAGGACGCAAAUACAUGGAGGAUCAAUUCUCUGUGGCCUACCAGGAGUCGCCGCUCACCCACGAGCUGGAGUACGCCUUCUUUGGGAUCUAUGAUGGCCAUGGCGGACCCGAGGCCGCCCUCUUUGCCAAGGAACACCUGAUGCUGGAGAUUGUGAGGCAGAAGCAGUUCUGGUCGGACAACGAUGAGGAUGUGCUGAAAGCCAUACGCGAGGGCUACAUAGCCACGCACUUUGCAAUGUGGCGGGAGCAAGAUAAAUGGCCACGCACCGCCAACGGACACCUGAGCACGGCUGGCACAACGGCAACGGUGGCCUUUAUGCGACGCGAGAAGAUCUACAUCGGUCAUGUGGGUGAUUCGGGUAUUGUGCUGGGCUACCAGCAGCCAAACGAACGCCAGUGGCGGGCCAAACAGCUGACGACCGACCACAAACCGGAGUCGCACGAGGAGAAGUCACGCAUCCAGCGGUCCGGCGGUAUGGUGGCCAUCAAGAGUGGUGUGCCGCGUGUGGUCUGGAAUCGGCCACGGGAUCCCCAGCAUCGUGGUCCCAUCCGUCGGCGUACGGUUAUCGACGAUAUACCCUUUUUGGCAGUGGCCCGCUCCUUGGGCGAUCUCUGGAGCUACAAUUCACGGUGCAAGGAGUUCGUUGUGAGUCCUGAUCCGGAUGUUAAGGUUGUUAAAAUAGACCCGAACAUGUUUAGAUGCCUUAUCUUUGGCACCGAUGGCCUCUGGAAUGUGGUGACGGCCCAGGAGGCAGUGGACGCUGUCCGAAAGCAGCAUCUCAUUGGCGAGAUCCUCAACGAGCAGGAUGUGAUGAACCCCAGCAAAGCCCUGGUCGAUCGGGCCCUCAAGACGUGGGCAUCGAAAAAAAUGCGUGCGGACAAUACGUCCGUGGUAACUGUGAUAUUAACACCAUCGUCGACGACAUCUGGCUCCUCCCAGGAGACCUCCCCCAUACCAUCUCCCUGCGAUGGCCCGCCGGCACGCAGAGAUGCCUGCGAUAUGGAUAUGGAAGUGGAUGUGGAUGUGGAUGCCCUGCUGGAUGCCGACGACGAGGACAGUGCAAUGGAUAGCGAGAACAGCUGUCCAGAUCCAGCUCACUGCAUCGAGGAGGAGGACUACAUUCUGGAUGCCCCAUACAGUGCCUUGGCGAAGCGGCAUCUACCGCCGGAGCCGUUUCGCAAUUUUGAUUACUAUGCCAUCGAAGAGGAGGACGAGCAGGAGGAGGAUGAAACCGACGAAUAUCUCGAGGGUGAAGCCAUCGAACCCGCCGAACAAGUGGCAGUCGAGUCGGAUGCGGCUGCAGCUGCGCUGCAGCAGCGGCUACCGCGAUUCUCCUACGAUGCCCAACGUCUCAAGCGGAGUCUGCACAAUCAUCGCAAGAAGUGGCGGAAAUCCAACACUACGGGAGUGUAUCCCUGGCGUGGAUUGGUGGAGCAACAGCUGGAGGCGGAGGCAGACGAAAGUGUGGUCAUUCUGGAAGAGGAGCAUCAUUUGCAUCACUAUUCCAAUGGGACUCUCAUUGAUCGCGCCGCCAUGUACGGACAUUCGGUUCCUGCCCCCUCAAGCAGCAGCAGCAGCACCACCAGCGGAGGAGGAGCAGUCCGAGAGCUUACCGAACUGGAGCAUCAUCUGGAGCAGCAUUUGGAGAGCAGCUUCGGCAGCUACGGCUCCAGUGUGGGCUGCCUGGGCUCCGAUUACAGUUUCGCCGAAUCCUACAACACGCUCCUCAACGAACAGGAGCAGAAGGCACGUUCCCGUUCGGCGGCAGCUGCUGCCGAGGCGGAGGCGGCCGCUGCUGCUGCCAUGGAUGAUCGCAGCAUGCAGGAGAUUAUACAGGAACAGCAGCACUAUCAGCAGCAGGAGGGGUACUCCCUCACACAGCUGGAGACGCGACGAGAGCAGUUGCAUCAGCUGCAUCCGCACCAGCCACAGGAUCAGGAGCAAGAGCAGGAAACUUGGACGCCAUCCGAGUACGUGGAACAACAGCAGCAGGCGCAUCAGGAAGAAGAGACGACCGCUAAGGAGCCAGAGCCAUCGGAGCUCUUGGAAUUGAAUGCUUUGCUGCAGCAGGAGCGGGCCGAGGAGGAGCAGGUGGCUCUGGAGCGGGAGCAGCAACUGCAGCGGGAGCAGGAGCAUAUGGAGGCCACCUACAGCAGUUCCAGCUCCAGUUCCAGUUGCAGUGAAACAGAUUUCACAUUUUCCAGCAGUUGGAGCACUUUGAAGAAGGCAACAAGAACGGAAACAGAGCCGGAACCGGAGCCCGAGCCAGAGCCCGAGGAGGAGGAGUCAUCACCACCGUCACCGCCCACCCUUCAGGACAAUCAAGUGAGCUCCACCCUCCCCUCGACACCAACAUCCGCCCCAGAGCCAGGCCUAACCACAGCGAUGGCGCAGGUGCGUGAAACAGUGGCCGAGAUCCGCAAGGAGGAUGCCCAUGCCGUCCAUUAUAUCAUCGAACAGAUCCAGAAACUGCAGGAGGUCGACUGCAUACCACAAGCAUCCCUCGAUCGGGCCAAUGCUCUGGUUAAUGAUUUGGCUUCUGCCUCAUCAGCAUCAGUGGCAGCCACGCCUGUGACAUCGCAGCGCAUCCGUCAGAUGCGUCGAUAUCGGAAUGUGCCCAAUGAGAAUCACCAGCACAUGCAGACGCGGCUCCGACAGGUGUUUAAGCACUGCAAGAACAGGUCCUUGAGUGCGGCGUCCAUCAGAGAUGCCGCUGUUGGCGCAGGAGCAGGAGCAAUUGCAAUCGGAGGAGCAGCUGUAGCCGCAGGUGCAGGAGGAGGAGCGGGCAAUGACUCGUCUUCUUCAGUUGUAAUUGCUGCCCGCAAGAGCAUCAUUGCUGCGACCAGCAGCAGCAUCAAGAGCGGGAGCGGAAAUGGGAACACCAAUGGGACCGUCCGCAGCAACACCAGCAGCAGUUCCAUUAUGAUGACUCGCCGCAGCCAGACCCUAGCCAUCAGCGGGGGUGCGGGAACUGUGAACAAGCGCCAGCUGCGUAGCACCAUCUGCAGUGUCGGCGGCAUGGACAUGACCAAACGGACGCUCAGGACAAGGAAUGUCCCAACAGUGGGAGUGGAAGCCACAGCCGUGAAUGGAGCGACAGCUGCUCCAUUGCCUGUGAAUGUGAAUAGUAGAGGUGGAGGAGGAGCCACCAGCACACAAAGCGUCGUCGCCAGUGCCAGUGGCAGCAGCAAUUCCGGAAGCAAUACUGCCAGUCGGCGCCUCAAGCGCACCCAACAGGAGCGCGAACAGCGACGCAGCCUACGCCGGAGUACACUGAAUGCCGCUAUGACCGGUGGGGGGUCAAGCGGGAACGCCAAUACACCAUCACCGUUUAGCAAGCCGACGCGUCUGCAAUCGUCAUGCAAUGGAGCGGGUGCCAUCUCUGCCCGGCCACCGCCUUCGCCUAAAAAGCUCAACAUAGUCGUACCCACAUUGGCCAUUGGCACCCGGGCCUACACGGCGGCCAUGGCCGCCUCCGCUGUGCAGCUGAACAAACGAUGGUCCCUGCGCAGCAGUCGCCAGCAGGUGGCAAAAGGAGCGCCACCCGGCACGGGGAGCACCAGCAGCAACAGCAAUGGCAGCGGCGGCGGCGGCGGCACUAGCAUCACCAGUCAUAGGAUGAUGAUGACAGCCAUCAGCUGUUACAGUGUGCGCAAUCGAGGCGGAAAUCAAGAGCAAUCAGGUGCCGCCACAUCGCAGCAGCAGCAGCAGCAGCAGCAUCAGCAACAGGCGACGACACGCAGGCGCUGAUCGGAUGUGAUUCUAUCGGAUAUGGGCACACAGCGGGAGCAAUUCCAAGUACAAAUCAGCAGCAUGAGGUGCAUCAAUCCUCUGACCAUUUUGGACAAACACAAUUUAUAUAUAUAUAUAUAUAUACAUAUACAUAUUUUUCUUCAUUGUUAAAUUAUGAGAAAUGCCAAAUAGCUGCCUAAAUUUAUCAUACACCCCGAGGCAUCCCACCUCAACAGCCCCUUCCCCACACAAACAUAUAUCAGUGUCGUUUUUGUUGUAAAUAGAGAAAUAUUAGUUCUGAAA